AUGGGGCCCGUGCCAAUUGUUCUCAUCACUGGUAUACUUCUCAUGCCUCAGAAGUCGACAGCUCUUGUAAGCUCACGAGCAAAAAUAGGUGCCAACCGUGGCCUCGGCUUCGCCACCGCCAAAGAGCUUCUCUCCACCACUAACUUCCACAUCAUCGUGGGGAGCCGUCAUUCUUCGAAUGGGAACCUGGCCAUCCAGGCUCUCCGCGCCCUGCCGGGAAUCCAGGGAACAGUGUCGACAGUGACCCUAGACGUGACCUCUGGAACCUCAAUCGAGGCCGCCAGGUCUCAAAUUGAGACAGACUUCGGGCGACUCGACAUCCUUGUCCACAACGCGGGCAUCUAUCAUCUUCCUUCGAAACCGUCAGUUUCGCAUGUCGAUGGCAAGAUACUUGAUUCGACCCUGGAAGCAAAUGUCAAGGGUCCAGCCCGUGUGACGAAAGCAUUUCUUCCCCUUCUCCUGAGGCACAGGCCCUCGACGGAUGUGAGCUCUCCUCCUCGAAUCGUCUUCGUCAGCUCCUCCAUGGGCUCUCUGAGCCACAACAUGAACCGGAACUCUAGUGGAACCCAUGCUAUCGAGUAUCGCAUCAGCAAGACAGCUUUGCAUAUGCUACUGGUCGAGUAUCAUAUGGCGCUGACUGGCGUGACAGUCGUUGGGUCGACCCUGGGUUCUGCGCCACGGAUAUUAUCGGAGACGCGGAAGCGCUGCAAAAGAUGGGGGCAGUGGAGCCUGGCGUAG
Molecule: messenger RNA, 738 nt
Organism: Aspergillus tubingensis
Lineage: Eukaryota; Fungi; Ascomycota; Eurotiomycetes; Eurotiales; Aspergillaceae
Product: short-chain dehydrogenase
Exons: 1
Coding region: 1-738 (245 amino acids)
Source: RefSeq, a predicted model, not a curated record